ACUGUGAAACUAUGUUGGAGCAUCACACCACAUUGGGAGUUUCAUGGCUUCAGUUGACUGAAACCAAUGCACGCGUCCACGCAGCAAUGGAGAACAAGCUCCAGCCUGGGCUUAGCAGCUGCUCUGGUUUCCAUGGCCGAGAGCUGUACCACCAUGCGAGACCUCAAGCGAAUCCACGGUCGCACAAUUCGGACAGGUCUCCACCUCCACUCUGUUAUCCUUGCUAAGAUGUUGAGGUUCGCUGCCGUCUCGCCUUCAGGCGACUUACACUACGCUCACCGCCUCUUCUCUCACAUGCACCAACCAAACACCUUCUUUUACAACACUCUCAUUCGAGGUUACUGUAAGAGUCAUUCCCCUUCUCACUCUAUGUCCUUUUUCAUCCAGAUGAGACGUAAUUCCGUCGACCCAGAUGGGUUUACCUUUACUUUUCUACUCAAGGCGCGAUCAAGGAUGAAUUUUUCUUUGAUUAAGGCAUCAGACGAGCUCCAUGGGUUAGUAUUGAAGUUUGGAUUCUCUUCGCAUUUGUUCGUCCAAAAUGCAUUGAUUCAUCUUUACGCUGCGAGGGGUGUUCCUGAUGCAGCUCGUCGGGUGUUUGAUGAGACAUUGGAUCCAGAUGUUGUGUCGUGGUCAGGCUUGGUGGUUGCGAAUGUUAAAGCCCGUGAACUGGAUGCUGCACGCCUCCUUUUCGAUCAAAUGCCGAAGCGAGAUGUGGUUUCUUGGACUAUGAUGAUUUCUGGUUAUACCCAAUCGAAGCGGUCGAUGGAGGCACUAGAAUUGUUUGGCCAAAUGAGGGAUGCUGGAGUGAGACCAGAUGAGGUCACCAUGGUGAGCGUGAUCUCAUCCUGCACUCAUUUGGGAGACUUGGAGGCAGGGAUUGGUGUUCACCGCUACAUCGACAAGAAUGGUUUCGGAUGGAUGGUUUCACUCUGCAAUGCGCUGAUUGACAUGUAUGCUAAAUGUGGGUGCAUGGAAGGUGCGCGUCAGGUUUUUAACAAGAUGGAGAGGAAGAGCUUGAUCACUUGGAAUUCAAUGGUCUCUGCUUGUGCAAACCAUGGGAAUGUCGAAGAAGCAGUUGUGCUGUUCCGUGAGAUGCUAAGUUCCAGUGUGUGGCCUGACGGCGUUACAUUCCUUGCACUCUUGAUUGCCUACACCCACAAGGGCUGGGUUGACGAGGGAUGUAGAUUGUUCAAUAGCAUGUGCAGUGACUAUGGGAUUAAAGCUGGUAUAGAGCACUACGGAUGCAUGGUCGAUAUGUUAGGCCGGGCUGGGAGAUUAGAAGAGGCAUACAAGCUUAUCACAGAUAUGCCAAUACCGAGCAAUGAUGUUGUAUGGGGUGCAUUGCUCGGUGCUUGUAGGAUCUAUGGUGAUGUAAACAUGGCAGAAAGAGUUGUGAAGAAGUUAUUGGAACUGAAACCUGACGAAGGAGGAUACUACAUUCUCCUCUGUGAUAUCUAUGUGGCCAUGGGUCGUCGUGCAGAAGCUGUUGAGCUGAGGCGCAACAUGAAGGCCAUGGGAGCAAAGAAGACUCCGGGCUGUAGUUGGGUUGGAUUGGGAACGUAAUUCUUCAUUGCUCAAGGUACCAUUUGUAUUUAUGAAGUAAACAUCCUUAUCUGUUGGUUUUGUUUUCAUUGCGGCAACCAGUGGAUGAGUGAAACUAAGCUCUUUCCGAGACAAACCCUUUUGAUGUAGAUUGUUGCUGCUUUGCUACUCGUAGUCUUGGCUGAAGUGAAUCUGAUCAGUCGGAAUUCUACAGCUAAGAAACCGCACGUGUUAUCUUUGUUGCAGCACUGCAAAAGCAGCAAGGAGCUAACCCAGAUAGUGGUAAAUGGAUUCUCUCAACAAAAUUACAUUCUUGCCAAGCUUUGAUCUUUCUGCUC
Telopea speciosissima is the source of this 1880-nucleotide messenger RNA. Its product is annotated as pentatricopeptide repeat-containing protein At1g74630-like. The coding region runs from base 67 to 1563 and encodes 498 amino acids. Gene Ontology annotation, molecular function: RNA binding; protein binding. NCBI's taxonomy places the organism in Eukaryota, Viridiplantae, Streptophyta, Magnoliopsida, Proteales, Proteaceae. Gene Ontology annotation, biological process: RNA modification. The record is from RefSeq and is a predicted model, not a curated record. The transcript has a single exon.